Molecule: messenger RNA, 368 nt
Organism: Cynocephalus volans (Philippine flying lemur)
Lineage: Eukaryota; Metazoa; Chordata; Mammalia; Dermoptera; Cynocephalidae
Gene: NDUFB1
Product: NADH:ubiquinone oxidoreductase subunit B1
Exons: 3
Coding region: 114-290 (58 amino acids)
Cellular component (GO): mitochondrion
Source: RefSeq, a predicted model, not a curated record
UGCGGGCUCAGCGAAUGGCGGCUCCCGAGGUCGCAGCUUCCGCCGGCGCGGGUGGCUGAGCUUGCUGUUGCCCUUGGUCGUGGGGUCGUUCUUGGCACCGGGGCCGCAGAGUCAUGGUGAAAUUACUUCAGAUUGUUCGUGACCACUGGGUUCAUGUCCUUGUCCCUAUGGGAUUUGUCUUAGGAUGUUAUCUAGACAGAAAGAAUGAUGAAAAGCUAACUGCUUUCCGGAACAAGAGCAUAUUAUAUAAAAGAGAAUUGAGACCCGAUGAAGAAGUCACCUGGAAAUAAAGACUGUGAAUUACAGAAAGUUCACAUUUUAAAAGUUAGGAGAGAAAUAAAAACAUGUUUAUUUAAUUUGAAGAAGAA